AUGUUGGGCAUCGGUGACAGGUCGGCAAACACGCCUGCCGCCCAGCAAUGCUCCGUGCCGCGCAAGUGCCGGGGUCACACCGUGCCGCGCACAACCUGCCGCUCGGCGGACACUGAGCGCAGACCAAAGGCUUCGGCGCCCCAGCGGCGGCGCUCCGGCACGUUCGUGAUAGCAGGCAAAAGCGCACAGCCCCGUUAUCUGGAUACGAGCAUCCUUGGGAGCGUGCGCCUACAGAUAAAGCUGGCUGGAACAAACGUUUUAGUUGGUCCUGUCACAAGAACACCAACAUACGGGUGGAAGCUUGACACCAUUCAAGCUUUGUGCCAGGUGGUGAGCGUUGACGAUGGCUCUUACUCGCAGAUUGUCCAGCAGAGGUUGAGCAACGGCGGUGUGAAGAUUCCCUUUAAGUACUACCUGACCUUCCAGGGAAAUGUUGGAAUUGCUGGACAGAAUCUGAGAAUGAAUGUGAGCUCUCAAUCUGUUGAUGGAGUCUGGGCAACUUUCCAGCAAGCGUUGACUGGAGCUACUUCUUAUACCGCAAAUGGCUACGAUUCCCAGCUCAGGACCAGCACCUACUUCACGAGGUGUGCCACCAACAUGUCUGACUCGGUCUUCUCCGUAAAUGGAGUCGGGUUCCCGAGCAUUCCCCUCACUCCCAACCAAAUUUGGAAUGAAAACAUGCACAACAUGGGACUUUCUUGCGACAUGGUUGGACAGCUAGACAAGUCGUUUGUGUAUGCACCAGGUGGUACCAUCACGCCUGGUGUGAAUGCUAUCCAAAGCAACGCCUUCUUCCACUACUUCAAGUUUAAUGUGGACAAUGACGAAGGCACUUCCAGGCUCAGCUCUGGGUUGGAUACCAGAGGGUCGGCCUCGACACUCACGUGGACGACGACUGGAAACUCAGGUUCACUUCUGCCGGUCUGCUUUGUUGAGUGCACUGGUAUCAUGGAGGUGGGUCCCAACCGCCAAGUGUCCGUGGUCUGCGAUGAUGAUUCUCAAGAUUACUAUCGGCGUAAAGAAAAGAAACGAUUGAAAAAGAAAGUCGAUAAAAAGGUCGACAAGAAGGUUGCAAAAAAGCUCGCUGAACUCGCAGCUGCUCGACCAACACAACGAGACCUGAUGCAGGUUGCUGCUCGUGACGAGAUUAACUCGAAGGUUUCGAAGGCGAUGAAGGAGAUGGCGAUGCGCUCGGUGUUUCCUGAGUAA
Molecule: messenger RNA, 1209 nt
Organism: Klebsormidium nitens
Lineage: Eukaryota; Viridiplantae; Streptophyta; Klebsormidiophyceae; Klebsormidiales; Klebsormidiaceae
Source: the annotation of a GenBank genome assembly